This is a messenger RNA of Eruca vesicaria subsp. sativa (arugula), 1200 nucleotides long. The record is from the annotation of a GenBank genome assembly. Lineage: Eukaryota; Viridiplantae; Streptophyta; Magnoliopsida; Brassicales; Brassicaceae.
AUGGAAAAGUCAUACACCCUUCUUUCUGAUUUGAAAGCCGGGAGAUGCUUUAACGCUGUGGAGGUUCGUUUGCUGAGGUUCUGGGAGGCUAGAAAUGUGAGGAAAGGUGGUGAGUUGAUGAGUGUUGAUCUGCUUUUCGUCGAUGAAAAUAGCAGCUUUGAUGUCACACGCAGCAACACAAAUUUCCGUCUGUGUGAUGCCCCAUUCACAAUUCGGUUCACUGAUGCCACCAAAUUCGAGAAGAAAACCGAUAUACCUCUGGAAAUCUUCAGAUUCUUCCCAUACAAUCAGCUUCUUGACUUGGCCAACACCGGCAAGCAACUGCCUGAUGUUAUUGGUGAGGUGAAUUCAAUCAGGAGCACAAUCACUAACCGUAGAGCAGGUUCUCAGCGUGUGAUGCUUACUCUGCGCCUGCAUAGUGGUGAGAACGUUCGUGUUAGCAUGUUUGAUUCAAUGGCUCUAGCGUUCCAUUCAAAGUUUGACGGGUAUGAGAAAGAACCCAAAAUUGUCCUUGUCACAAGCGCCAAUCCUAAAAUAGUUGGAGGCCGUCUAUUUUUGAAUGCAACUUCCGAGACACACCUCUACUUCGACUCUGAGAACGCUGUUGGGAAGGAAGAGUAUAACACUUUGGUUGGUGAGGGAUCAUCCCAAUCAGGUUCUUCAUCCAAGAUCGUGCAUGCCCAAAAGAUUGAGCCACUGACGGUUUCUGAGCUUAACAACUUCAUCAACACUGCUGACUCUCAAAUUAUUGAGUUCCUCUGCACGGCUAAAAUUACUGGCAUCCAGCAGGAAGACGGUUGGUCAUAUAUUGGUUGUUCCAAGUGGUACAAGAGGCGUUUUCUUUGUCCUCGUGGAAUUGGUGUUGAUGCUCGGGUUGACACCGACUUGCCUCGGUCCCUGGCUGAUAUCGUCGGAAAAACCUACACCUUCCAGCUCAAAUUGAAUGAUUUCAAUUUCACAUCAAAGCACCAGACUUUCACAAUUUCCCGCAUCUUCCCUGAGCGUGCGCUUGCACCUAUGGCAGCUUUUGUUGAGCAUGGACGUCCAAAUGUCACUCAAGAGCAGGUGCCUCCGACUGUGGCUACAGGAACAGUUGCUGAUUUAGUUAGGUCAGUUUUGUCUGAUACUACAAUUGCUGAGAGUUCGGCAUCAAGGAAAGAUGAAGAUGCUACUGGUAAGAAGACAAGGAAGAAAGAAUGA